UACCCCCCAAAAAGCCCAGAACGCGUUUGUCCGUUGCGCGGGUCCAAAGUGAGCUGUGGCGCAGCAGGCACCCACCACCACCACCGCCGCCUGCAUAACCGCCUGUCGCCUGUCACACCUCUCUGACGUCUCUGGCCCCUCGUGUCUCAGCGAUCUAGAUCCGUGGCCGGCCUAGACAGUCGCAGUCCCGCGUCGCCCACGUCUUCGCUCACUAGACCUCUACAUACAAUACAUACAUGCAUCCGCAGUCAUGACGGGCUCGACGCAUUUCUUAAAAACCAUUCUCGUGCCGCUCUUCCUCGCCGCCAUCCUCUAUGUCCUGCUCGCCCUUAUCAUCCUGCCCUUUGUGCGCCGCCACCGCAGCCGCUACAGCCAGUACCUGCCUGUUACCCCAGGCGUCACCGACUUCCCAACCUCUUGGCGCACAAAACUCUCAGACGCCCUCUAUGGCCUGUUUGCUCCUUCGGCCUGGGUGAGACAGCGCGGCGUCAUCCACGGAAACAGCCAGAACGAUGAUGAGCUCUUUGACGACGAAGAGGGCGAGGGCAUGGUCGGCUUUGACCCGAUUGACGAGAGGAGGAGAGAGGCCCUCGAGCAGCGCAGAAGCAUGAUGGACGACGAGAUUCGUCUUGGCAGGGACCUCGAAGAAGGCUUCAAGGACGACAGCGAGGAUGAGAGCGAUGACGACACCCGCCCUUCUCGCUCACGGCACCCAUGACACCACUGCUUCCACUGUCCAUCUCACAAAAGACCCCUUCUUCACCUUGCAUUUACCUAUAAUCUGAUUCUUUUCCUUGGCCUCAUACC
This is a messenger RNA of Bipolaris sorokiniana ND90Pr, 807 nucleotides long. RefSeq lists its product as uncharacterized. The transcript has 2 exons. NCBI's taxonomy places the organism in Eukaryota, Fungi, Ascomycota, Dothideomycetes, Pleosporales, Pleosporaceae. Bases 251 to 718 code for a protein of 155 amino acids. The record is from RefSeq and is a predicted model, not a curated record.